Molecule: messenger RNA, 4786 nt
Organism: Cornus florida
Lineage: Eukaryota; Viridiplantae; Streptophyta; Magnoliopsida; Cornales; Cornaceae
Product: F-box protein At3g54460
Exons: 9
Coding region: 174-4301 (1375 amino acids)
Molecular function (GO): zinc ion binding; protein binding; ATP-dependent chromatin remodeler activity
Source: RefSeq, a predicted model, not a curated record
CUCCCACACGAGCUCUCUCUCUCUCUCUCAUGGUCUCUGUAUCGUAUCAUUGUUUUCGAAUUUUGGAACCUCUCCCCUCAAUUCCCAAUGGUGCAAGAUUUAUCAGAGCUUCGAACCCUAAAUUCUGAUUCGAAACCCUAAUUUAUCAAUCUCUUCCAAUUCAGCAGUUCACAAUGGACGACGAUUCGAUCUCGGACCACAAGCUCUGCGGUUUCUUAUGUGCUGUUCUUUCAGUCAAUCCCCCUCCGACCACCGAUCUCCGCAAAACCCUAGGCUUCAAUACUCGUUGUCACAUCUUUGGCGACGGAUCGGAGGUCGGUUUCAAGUCCGAGAAUGGCGUCGUCUUGUCCUCGAUCAAUCCGAACGCUAGAGCUCUGGUCAGUGUAGGUGAAUCGACUCCAGAAUUGGGGAAAAGCAACAGCAGCGCAGAGGGAGGGAGUGGUGUACAGAGAGAGAGUGUGUCGUCCAGGAAGAAAUGGAGGAGAAUUGGGAUGGUGAACGGUAGUGUGAGUGUGAUUCAUCAGCUUCAUGCAUUGGUGAUGAACAAGUGCUUGGAUGUAAUUGCGAGGGUGGUUAGGGUUGUGGUUGGUGAUUGUGGGGAAGUGAGGGCUGUGGUGCUGGUGGAUGUGUACUUGCCGAUCGCGUUAUUUUCUGGUUGGCAGUUUCCGAAAUUCAGGUCGACGGCGGCGGUUCUGUUUCGGCAUUUGAGUUGUGACUGGGGAGAGAGAAGUCUAAUGAUUGUGGAUGAUGAGAAGUGUUUCAAACCUCAUCAUGGAGAGAGUGAAAAUAUUUGGAAUCUUUCUGAUUGUCAUGUUCUUGGAUGUAAACUGCAUUGCAGUGUUCCUGACACUACUAAGAAAAAGCUUUUUGAACUUCAUGAAAUUUUUAAGAAUUUACCUAGUGUGACAAAGAAGGGAAAUCUUAAUUCUUCGAAAGUAAACCCUGUAGAUGCCUCUUGUAGAUCCGGUAUUUGGGAGCUGUCAGAUGAUGUUUUGAUUAAUAUUCUAAAUGUACUAGGACCUAUUGACCUUGUCAGAGUUUCUGCAACCUGUCACCAUCUAAGAUCCUUGGCAGUAUCAAUCAUGCCAUGCAUGAAACUCAAACUUUUUCCUCAUCAGCAGGCAGCAGUUGAGUGGAUGUUGCGGCGAGAAAGGGAUUCUGAAGUCUUGCCACAUCCUUUGUACAUGGAUUUCUUAACUGAAGAUGGGUUUCCUUUUUAUAUAAAUACUGUUUCUGGCGAAGUACUCACAGGGACAAUUCCCAUAAUUAGAGAUUUUCGCGGGGGAAUGUUUUGUGACGAACCUGGCUUGGGUAAAACUAUAACUGCCCUUUCCCUUAUUCUGAAGACACAAGGAACACUAGCAGAUCCCCCAGACGGAGUGCAAGUGAUCUGGUGUAUGCAUAAUGCUGAUCAGAGAUGUGGCUAUUAUGAACUUAGCGGUAAUAAUGCCACCAGUAAUAGCAUGUUAUCGGGCAAGAGGGUUGUGGGUCAGAAGGCGAGGAGGGGGCAGUUAUCUUUAGAUAAACUUACUCCUAGGGAGAACUUAAAUUGCACACGGUUAAGUGCCAGGCAUAUGGAUUGUGUUGAGCAAUUUAAAGGACUUACUGAUUCAUGUUCUAUAAACGGAAUUAAAACACCGACAGCUGCACGCUCGAUGCCAGCAACACGUGUAGUUCGAUGUACCAGAAGCCUGAGUCAUGUUAAGAAAAAUCUUCUUCAGACAUAUGAAGGAGCAUCUGGAUUUUCCAAGGAAAGGAAGGUUAGGAAAAAUUCCAGUAAAAGAAAGCAUGAUUCAAUUGGCUCAAGACAUGACUCUCUGGACAAGCGAGUUGAUAUGUCAUGUGGAUCAGUUUACGGUAGCAAGAGGCCUAGAAAUGCUACUGCAGAUCAUUCUAUAUACAAUGAAACUUGGGUACAGUGUGAUGCCUGUCGCAAGUGGCGGAAGCUUACAGACAAAAGUAUAGCAGAUACUACCAUAGCAUGGUUUUGCAGUAUGAACAGUGACCCGUUACAUCAGAGUUGUGGUGUUCCAGAAGAAUCUUGGGAUUAUCGCCAGCCCAUCACAUAUUUACCAGGAUUUCACACCAAGAGAACUUCUGGAGGAAAGAAAGAAAAUGUAUCGUUUUUCACUACCGUCCUUAAGGAGCACUAUGCAUUGAUAAAUUCUGAAACAAAGAAGGCCUUAACUUGGUUGGCUAAACUUUCCCCUCGCAAACUUUGUGAAAUGGAAACAAUUGGUUUGGUACAUCCUGUCUUGGACACUCGAGUGGUAUGUCAUGGAGAUGAUCAUGAGUUCCAUAAAAUAUUUCAAGCAUUUGGUCUUAUAAAGAGGGUAGAAAAGGGUACUAUUAGGUGGUACUACCCAAGAACUCUUGACAACUUGGUCUUUGAUUUAGCUGCCCUCAGAAUUUCUCUAUGUGAGCCGUUGGAUUCAUUGAGGUUGUAUUUGUCAAGUGCAACACUAAUUGUUGUUCCAUCAAAUUUAGUGGAUCACUGGAAAACCCAGAUUCAGAAGCAUGUCAGACCUGGACAAUUGCGUGUUUUUGUAUGGACUGAUCAUAAAAAGCCUCGUGCACAUAAUCUUGCAUGGGACUUUGAUGUUGUUAUAACUACCUUUAAUCGUUUAAGUGCUGAAUGGAGCCCUCGUAGCAGAAGUGUGUUGAUGCAAGUUCAUUGGCUCAGAGUUGUGUUAGAUGAAGGGCACACCCUUGGUUCAAGUCUUAACUUGACAAACAAAUUGCAAAUGGCUAUUUCAUUGACAGCUUCGAGUCGUUGGUUAUUAACAGGAACACCAACUCCCAAUACUCCAAACAGUCACCUGUCUCAUCUUCAGCCCAUGCUUAAAUUCCUUCAUGAGGAAGCCUAUGGGCAGAACCAGAAGUCAUGGGAAGCUGGUAUUCUUAGACCAUUUGAAGCAGAAAUGGAAGAGGGUAGGUCACGAUUGUUGCAGGUACUUCACAGGUGCAUGAUUAGUGCAAGAAAAAUAGAUUUGCAGACAAUUCCUCCUUGCGUAAAAAAAGUGACAUUUCUUGAUUUUACUGAAGAACAUGCAAGAAGUUACAACGAAUUGGUAGUUACAGUGCGCCGUAAUAUAUUAAUGGCUGACUGGAAUGAUCCUUCUCAUGUUGAAAGUUUACUAAACCCAAAGCAAUGGAAGUUCAGAAGUACUCUUAUUAGAAAUGUCAGGUUAUCUUGCUGUGUGGCUGGACAUAUAAAAGUAACAGAUGCUGGACAAGAUAUUCAGGAAACAAUGGAUAUUUUAGUUGAAGAUGGUCUGGAUCCUAAAUCGGAAGAGUAUGCAUUUAUAAAGUAUAACCUUCUAUAUGGCGGCAAUUGUAUGAGGUGCAAAGAAUGGUGCCGGUUACCUGUCAUUACACCAUGUAGGCAUCUAUUAUGCCUCGACUGUGUUGCUUUGGACAGUAAAAAAUGUACAUUUCCUGGCUGUGGUAAUUUGUAUGAGAUGCAGAGUCCUGAGAUAUUAACCCGUCCAGAAAAUCCCAACCCAAAGUGGCCUGUCCCUAAAGAUCUCAUAGAAUUACAGCCAUCAUAUAAACAGGAUGACUGGGAUCCUGAUUGGCAAUCAACAUCUAGCAGCAAGGUCUCUUAUCUUGUUCAAAGGUUGAAAGAAUUGCAAGAAGCUAAUAGAACAAUUGGAUACUCCAUAGAUGAGGGCAAUGAUGUCAAACAUAUUGAUGAGCUGCUUUUCUCCUCUCAGAAAAGUGAUUUCAACUCUUUUUUACUUCAGGAUGCUUGCUUCAAACCAAGCAAUGAAUCUUUCAGGACACCUUUAGAGAAAGUUCUGAUAUUUUCUCAGUUUCUCGAGCAUAUACAUGUCAUUGAACAGCAGUUAACGGUUGCUGGUAUCAACUUUGCUGGAAUGUAUAGUCCAAUGCAUUCUUCCAACAAGAUGAAGUCACUGGCAACCUUCCAGCACGAUGCAAGUUGUAUGGCCCUUCUGAUGGAUGGAAGUGCAGCAUUAGGUCUUGAUUUGAGCUUUGUAACACAUGUUUUUCUAAUGGAACCAAUCUGGGACAGGAGCAUGGAGGAACAAGUGAUUAGUCGCGCACACCGAAUGGGUGCCACUCGUCCCAUUUACGUGGAAACUUUGGCUAUGCGUGGUACUGUUGAAGAACAAAUGCUAAAAUUCUUACAGAAUGCUGAUGAGUGUAGAAGAUUUUUGAAGGAAGAGUUUGGAAAAACUGAUCGUGAAGGGGCACGAGCACACCGUACAUUACAUGAUUUUGCUGAGAGCAAUUAUUUGGCCCAGCUUAGUUUCGUGCGGACAAAUUCCAAGACAUGAGAUGGUUGAUUUUGUGAAGACAUGUUGAUACCUUUUUGUAUCAACUCAAUGCAUUUAAGUUAGAAUUCUCGAGCCCCACUUAGUUUGAUCCUGCUAAUGUUUUCUGUUUAUCUACACGGUUCUGCCAGUUGAAACUGAAAGCAGUUCUCCAUAGAUGACGGUGAUGGAUGAUUCUUUUUCUGGCUCAGCUGGUCUUGUAAUUUUGUGUUUGGGGCAGGCCGAGCUGGGAUUGCUGUUUGUUUUCGAAGGCAUCUUUUUCUAACCAUUUUGGCAGCAUAGUCGAGUCUGAACGUAUCAGUCGUCCAACCAUGUGACAAUGUUUCGCAGAUGAGCUUGUACAGUCAUAAAUAUUUAAUUCACUCAAAAACAGCUAUGUUUCCAUGCUAGGGAAUGUCAUCAUCUGUGGCUGUCAUUAUUCCCAACACAUUAUCCUGUAUAUCCAUUUUUUUUGUAAAAUGUGGGAAUCUGAUCAUUUUUUGGCAUCA